AUGGUCGAUCAUUGUGAACUCGGUCAAUCCCGAGUGUUUGUCAAAGCGCGUUCAAAGCUGUGCGCUGCCUCCGGGUGGUCCAUCUCGGCAUAUGGGGACAAUAGCGCAGCGAGUUAAUAUUCCAAGCAAAACCUAAGCGUUCUGUUUGCAAGGGUAAUAUCAAAGCAACAGUUUUGUCACAACGUUCUAGCUGCUUUGCGCUACUAAAUGAGGGAGUUAGUCUGAGUUACUAUAAAUUCAGAUCAUCUUAUCCUCCCUCCUCAUUUCCUAUCCUCUUCAUCACUUCUAGUGUAUCUUCUCUAGAGACCCAUCCCCAUUAUAUUCUUGAGCGUUGUUUUGUCUGACGAUGCAGGCCCCGACAGGUCAAGACAUAUUUCAGUCGACGCGUCUGGACGCGUCUUAUAACCAGGUUCAACACGGUGCGACGCGUCUCGUGUGGCCACUUUAUCCACCCUCGCAGCCACUAGCCUCUGGCGUAGAUGGCUCCGCGCCGUUAUUCAUUUCCGACGCGUUCAUGGGCACCCCCCCGCUCUCCCGAUCCUCUUCGAGGACGUCCACCACCGCGUCUAGCUCAUCCCUCCCUACACCGACUCUACAGAACUUAAUAAUGUCCAACAUCUUCCACGAGAAUGUAGACCAGUACGAUGAUGCGUUGGACGCGACGGCACCCCUCGUACCGACCCUCGCGCCUCCCCUUCUCUGUGCUGCGAAUAUUGCCACAGGAACUCAGCCCUCCCUUCCACUUCCCCUUUCACAGCACCAGUCUGUGCACAUCGAUCACUCGCCUGGAUCUUCUUACCUUGUCGCUCCGGGUGGCUUUAAUAACUAUGCGGAUAAUAUGCCUGGUGGGGAACCUGAGGAUACCCCACAAGCCGCACCGUCUGGAUUACCUACCUCUUAUCCAUUUACCUUCAAAGCAUAUCCGCAGAUGGAAAACCUCUUGAAUACCCUGGCCGCAAUGGGGCAGGGGAGCCUUGACAACCAAUCAACCCUUCAGUUCUCCGAGAACUUUGGCUUGCAAGCCGGACCAGUCUAUCAGCAGCACGCUGAGGGCUGCCUUCUGAACGGAGUAAAUAUUCAGUCCCCCGAGAACCUCGCACCUGCUUAUCAAGAAGACGCAUCUGACUCCGGGAGCCACCUCAACGGAGCAAAUCUUCAAUUCCCCGCAGUGCAACCCGGUUCAGUCUAUCAGCAGCACAGGUAUAACUCUGGGAGCUACCUUGACGAGGCAAAUUUUCAGUCCCCCGACCUUGCUGAUCAAACCGCAUCUGUUUAUCAGCCACACGCGUCCAACUCUGGGAGUCGCCUCAAUGGUGCAGGUUUGCAGUCCCCCGAGAACGUAGGAGUGCAACUCGGAUCGCUCUACCAGCAGCACGGGUCUAACUCUGGGAGCCUCCUCAGUGGUGCAAAUUUACAGUCCCUCGAGAGCGUAGGAGUGCAACUCGCAUCGGUCUACCAGCAGCACGCGUCUCACUCUGAGAACCACCUUAGCGGAGCAAAUGAGAGAUUUGAGGCGCAAGACGCACACGUUUACCAGCAACAUGCGUCCGACUUUGGGAACCCCAUUCACAACCAAGGACAUCUGCAGCUCUCGCAUAACCUUCAUGUGCAACCUGGCCCUUUCUAUGAGCUCGCGUCUAGCUCUGGGAGCCACCAUCUUCAGGGAAUGAACUCUCCGCUCUCAGGGAACGUCGGGAUACAGUCCGGAUCCGUUUAUCAGCAGCAGGCGUCCAACUCCGGUAGCCACUAUAUUCAGGGAGUAAACUCCCAGUCCUCCGGGAACGUCGGCGUGCAAUCGCAAACUGUUUAUCAGCAGCACGCGUCUAACCCUGCGAUCUACCUUCACAACCAAGCAAAUUCGCAGUCCCUGCAGAACCUGAAUGUACAACCUGGCUCUGUCUAUCAGCAGCACGCGACCUACCUUCACAACCAAGCAAGCUUGCAAUUCUCGCAGAACCUUAAUGUGCAACCCGGCCGUGUUUAUCAGCAGCAUGCGUCUAACCCUGGGAACAACGUAGCGGCCGCACCUAUUCAUCAUGUCCGCAACCCAGGUCCCAGUGCCCCUGGUGUUAGCUUGGGAACCAAUCCCACCCAUCAAUCAGUGUUUGUAGUUUCUACAAGCAGGAACUCUAACGUUCCACGUGUCAACGGUGGCUCGGUUCAGACGACGGCGAACAACGCCAAUCUGGGGACUUCGCCUGCCACAAGUGCUACCUUGUAUGUUCAGCAGAUUCAACCAUCUGGUGGACUCUCGACAGUGUCGACUCGUCCCGCCGGGGCUUCUGGAAAACGUAGCAGGACAGAUUUCGAAGGGAAGACUAACGAGUCCUCCGAUCCACCCGCGAAACAAGCCAAAAAGUCGCCCGUAGCCAAGCAGAGCAAAGCUAACACCGGCUCAAUAAAACCGAAAAGAGUCGUUAAGGUGAAGGAAAUGAAGAGGGGGAUCCCAUGUGACCUUUGUAAGAGACCGGUGACUCCAGGUAGAGAAUGGCACCACGAUCAGACCCUGCACCAUCGCAAAGCUAAAAAACCCAAGAGCAAAGUUCGCGGCGAUUGGCUAUGCCAAAUUUGCGAUCAGCGUUUCGCCCGCAACGACUCUUGUUUCCGUCACCAGGAACGCCUUCAUGGCGGUCGAUUCCCGGAAAUGAUGAUCUUUGCCCCUCUACCGACUCCCAUUGAAAACAACCCCCCUCAGUCUCAGUGAAUAGAAAGCUUUAUAUUGUCCCAUUUCCAUGAUACAUCGCAAGACCCACAUCUUUUCACGUACAUAUAUUCCUUCUCUUUUUUCUCCACUCAUUUGGCAGUGCUGGAUGACUGUCUACCUAUGAUACCCGUCUCUCAUUUUACCAUGCUCUUGCAUUGUUCUCACACCUCUAUCGUGUCAUCCUUGUAUCACCUCCGUCCCACGUAAUGCUGUACUCACCCUGUCAUAUGUAGCGCGACACGCGUAUUCACCUCUCCUACUUAGCCUAUGACAUCAAUCAUGCUUUCUUUAUUCUGGACAUAUGCACAUAUCUCUACACGUCAUGCAUAAUAUACACAGCUAGG
Messenger RNA from Pisolithus orientalis, 3048 nucleotides. RefSeq lists its product as uncharacterized. The record is from RefSeq and is a predicted model, not a curated record. Bases 347 to 2704 code for a protein of 785 amino acids. NCBI's taxonomy places the organism in Eukaryota, Fungi, Basidiomycota, Agaricomycetes, Boletales, Pisolithaceae. The transcript has 4 exons.